GGGACGGGGACGGGGGCGGGGCGGCGGGGCUGGGUCCGGUCUGGGUGAAGAGUCCGGUCGAAACCUGGGCCUGCGAUCCCCGACUCGGUUUUGCCCGCUGCCCGGAGCGGUCGAAGCGCAGCUGCCCGACUCGCCCCCGCGCCCCUCGGAGUGCCCAGAGCCCACGGUCCUUGGCGUUGAGCUCAGUGGCGUCCGACCCCGGCGCGUCUCUGGCCGCCAUGGCCGCCGCCACGGGCCUGCGGGCCUUGGGGGCGAAGGGGUCGGGCUGGCUCCGGCGCGGCCCGUGGCCUCUGCUCACCGCCGGCUUCUGCAGCGGGGGACCGGCCGGGAUCGGGCGGCCGGAGCCGGGGUCGCGCCCCACCAGCACGCGGCAGCGGGACGGCAUCAGGAGCAUUGUCUUGAGCGAUCCAAAGAGAAGAAACGCGCUGUCACUGGCGAUGCUGAGAUCUCUCCAAAACGACAUUCUUCAUGAAGCCGAAAGCCAAGAUCUGAAGGUCAUUAUUAUUUCAGCUGAGGGCCCUGUAUUUUCUUCUGGGCAUGAUUUAAAGGAACUGACGGAUGAGCACGGCCCAGAUUAUCACGCUGAAGUGUUCCGAACCUGUUCCGAGGUCAUGGUGCUGAUCCAGAACCACCCGGUCCCCGUCAUUGCCAUGGUGAACGGCCUGGCCUCUGCCGCCGGGUGUCAGCUGGUUGCCAGCUGUGACAUUGCCGUGGCGAGUGACAAGUCCUCCUUUGCCGCGCCGGGCGUGAACAUCGGGCUCUUCUGCUCCACCCCCGGGGUGGCCCUGGGGAGAGCGCUGCCGAGAAAGGUGGCCUUGGAGAUGCUCUUCACCGGGGAGCCCAUCUCUGCGCGGGAGGCCCUGCUCCACGGGCUACUGAGCAGGGUGGUGCCGGAGGAGCGGCUGGAGGAGGAGACCCUGAGGAUCGCGAGGAAGGUGGCCUCGCUGAGCCGGCCCGUGCUGUCGCUGGGCAAAGCCGCCUUCUACAGGCAGCUGGCUCAGGACCUCAGGACCGCCUACCACCUCACCUCCCAGACCAUGGUGGACAACCUGGGCCUGCCGGAUGGCCAGGAGGGGGUCAAGGCCUUCCUCCAGAAGAGGAAGCCCGUCUGGUCACACUGAGCGGCCUCAUCAGAGGAACCGGGGGCCGUGAGCCCAGUGGGCAGCGCUCAGGGCUCCCCACCACCGGCCCCACCCGUGACCUUCCGACCCCCAGACGCCACUGCUGCCUCGUGACUGUAGCAGAGCCAGCCUGCUUUUCCGGCAUCAGUCACGUCUCAGUGCACGGGGUCUGGGUUACGAGCCAGCGCUCCCUGGGGAAGGGGUGACCUGGAGGGUCGGGUGCUAACGUGAGCGGAAGGGCUGUGAGCACACAAGAAAGCCCGUGUGUGAUGCUCCUUCCCAGGACCUUAGGGGAGGGGAUGCCCCCCACCAGGGGAGAAGGCGAAGAUAAAACUGAGGUGAGAAGGAAGGAUUUCAGCCCGACUCUGUGACCGGAAAGGGCCCCCAAGGUGGAGGUGGUGCCGGUUGCCCACGACGGGAAACAUUUCAGAUCUCCACGAGAUACUCUCCACUCUGAAAAUCUUCUUGAUUCUAUUGAGAAAUAAUCAUGCCUCUGGCUUUGGGAUAAUCUUAUGGGAUCUUUUAAAGAUUACCUAUUUAGAGAGACUGGUAAUUUUAACUUCCCAACCAGACUGUAAGCUGGCUGAGAGAAGAAAAUCAAUAAACUCUUUGAUGCCUGUGCUGAUGGACAUCUAGUAGGUGCCUGGUGCUUCUGUAAUGAAGGUCCCUGCCACCAGGAUACUGGGAACCCGGACCCUGGGCUAAACCUGAGGAUAAAAGCAUCAGGGAGAGAAAGGAGGGACGCAGAACACACAUUCUCCCCCACGAAGAAUCACCUCCUCUGGAAACAUUUCCAAACUCUGCUCAGCUUCUGGUAAAGAAUCCAGACUAGCAUCAAGCAUUUGAGUUCCCCAAAGGUGGUUUAGGACCUAAACAUCUUACUUUCUGGCUUCUGGUCCAGUUAGGCCCCAGAAAUGUCCUAGACCUCUCAUCCGCCAGCUCACAUCUGGGGCUGAUCAUUUUUUUUAAGGCCAAUUUUCUUUAACCUAUGAGUAGGGUGGCCGUAAAUGUAAUUAGUACCAAAGACAGACACCCGUGAGGCUCUACCCGGUGGUUCUCAUUCUAAUCACGGGGGCAAGCAGCCCCUGGAAGGGAGGUCCCCUAGUGGGUUUCUAUUGAGAUUGGCCUUUUUUUUUUCUUUGCCAGAGUUUAGAAAGGUGAAAAAGAGUGUUUUCUUGGAGGGCUUCCCUGGUGGCGCAGUGGUUAAGAAUCCACCUGCCAGUGCAGGGGACACGGGUUCGAGCUCUGGUCGGGGAAGAUCCCACAUGCCACGGAGCAACUAAGCCCUGCACCACAACUACUGAGCCUGUGCUCUAGAGCCAGCGAGCCACAACUACUGAGCCCGCUAGCCACAACUACUGAGCCACAACUUCAGUGCCACAACUACUGAAGCCCGCGUGCCUAGAGCCCGUGCCCUGAAACGAGAAGCCACCGCAAUGAGAAGCCUGCGCACCACAACGAAGAGUAGCCCCCGCUCGCCGCAACUAGAGAAAGCCCGCGUGCAGCAACGAAGACCCAACGCAGCCAAAAGUAAAUAAAAUAAACGUAAAAAAGAAUGUUUUCUUGGAAAGGAGGAGCUUGUUACUGAGAAUGUUCCUCAGAAGAAGAAAGAUCAUCAGAGCCACCAGUCCCUGGAGCCUGGGAUACACCAGCACCCCCUGUACAUCCUCAUUCAGUCACCACCAGAAUCCAGCAGAGCGGGGCCACCAUCGCCUCCAGCUUACGGAUAAAGCCGUGGAUGCCCUCCCCCCCACCCCCGGCUGCCCACCUUGUCGGGGAGCCUGGGCUGGAGGGAGGCCGGCCUGAAGACCUGCCCCCUGCCCCUCAGCUUUCCAGAACCCAGGGCUGGGCUAAGCGCGCCCCCUGGAGGACUUCGCCAGUGCACCGGGGACGUGGGAUCUGACUAUUGGCAAAUCACCAGUGGAGUUUUACCACGAAUCUGAUAAACAACUGUCUGAAAUUUCAACCCAGGCUGUGAAGGACUGGCCGUCAUGAUCUGCUCAAAAAUAAUCCGCGGGGGGGGUCCUGCGGGUUGCCCCCCGUGGGAGUUGCUGUGUGGCUGUUGAUAGAUCCCACAGUGAGGAGAGGGUGUUAUAAACUCUGGGCUUUGGAGAAAGCUAGCAAAGCCUUCUCACACGUUCCAAGGAAAACCAAGUUGCCUUUCCAGUUUCUGUAUGAGCGGCACCAUAGCCUCCAACCCGGAAAUCCUCUGGCCUCUAGGCUGGCUUCCCAACCUGCGAGCUGAAGUGCCUCAGGGACUCGCUAUAAAUCUUAAUAAUCGCUGGAGCAGAAAAUAAUCCAGAAGGAAAAUCUGCUACCCAACCACCAGUGUCAUAUUAAUUCACCCCCAAGGCAAAUAUAAAUUGGGGCUUAAUUUGCAUCUCUGCUUCCUUCCACUGGGAUAUUGAAUGAAAACUUUCUGAUCACCACACAUGACUGCUUUUGGAAAGCCUCGUGUGUUCAUCUUUCCCUCUGUACCAUUUACUGCUCAGGGAGCUUUGCUGAGCUCAGCCCAGAAGACCCCCCACUAGUAGAUUCAGGGACUAGAAAGUCAGUGAAAGGGGCCUUUGAUUCUGCACGGCCUGGGGGAGAGAGCAUUCCCAAGGCCGGCCUCGGCCCCCCAAAAAACAAACAGAUGGCGCGAAUAAAUGACUAAUUUUACACCAACAAAUGGGGGGGCCUGCCAGGAGAUUUAUUGAGCCGAAACUCUUGACAGGCAGCCCUCGGAAGGAGCUCUCUCUGCUCCCCUGGUAUGUGCAAGGCUCAGAGUAGUUAAGGCAUUGGCCACAGUUGAGCCAGCAUCUAUAUGACUCUGAAUCCCGUGCCUCUGACACCACACCGCAGUCCUCCCAAUGUACCGAAAAGAUCACAGUUCCAACCUGGAGAGACGGACGACCAACACACUCAAAGGAAACCAAUCAGAAAUGGCAGAGCCAAGGCAACACAGCUUUGCUUACCGAGGGGAUGCAGGAGAAGCACAGAUUCAACCUCGAAGAACACCGAGUUCAAGUCCGAGGAUUGCCACCAUCUAGCUGUGUGACGGUGCAGGUGACGGAGCCUCUUUCAGCACCCAGGUCCCCUUCUGGGACCUUCUUGUCCUCCCAGUUCUGACACUGCAGAUUCUACAGCAGUGGAAACUUGCUGUGAAACCAGAAACAGGCAGCUUUGCUCAGAGAAAAUGCUCUUUUACAAAAGGAGAUGGGCCUCUUUCCCGAGAAGUGGUGAACAGUGAAAACACCUGAUUACAUUGGAGCACGAGAAAUCCAUUACGGAGCCUCGGAGCCUGGGGGCCACACCUGAACCUUUUUAAAAUGUCCGGCUGGGAAGCACCUACAGAGUGAAAUCGGCAAUCAUCCUAAUUUUGUCUAGGGGCCCCCUUUCCUCUCUCCGUCCUCUGAAAACCCACUGCACUAAGCUUUUAAAUUGUUUUAAAAUAUUUGACCAAUGAGUGAUUAUUCUUUCCUGGCAGUCGUUAAGAGGCCAGAGUUCAAAUCAGCCUUAUUGAAGCUCACCUGUUACUGUUAAUAAACUUAGAAAUUUCA
Balaenoptera ricei (Rice's whale) is the source of this 4663-nucleotide messenger RNA. It is a transcript of the gene ECHDC3, whose product is annotated as enoyl-CoA hydratase domain containing 3. Gene Ontology annotation, molecular function: hydro-lyase activity. Bases 219 to 1121 code for a protein of 300 amino acids. Gene Ontology annotation, cellular component: mitochondrion. Lineage: Eukaryota; Metazoa; Chordata; Mammalia; Artiodactyla; Balaenopteridae. The transcript has 5 exons. The record is from RefSeq and is a predicted model, not a curated record.